Messenger RNA from Plasmodium fragile, 528 nucleotides. RefSeq lists its product as uncharacterized. The transcript has a single exon. Lineage: Eukaryota; Apicomplexa; Aconoidasida; Haemosporida; Plasmodiidae. The coding region runs from base 1 to 528 and encodes 175 amino acids. The record is from RefSeq and is a predicted model, not a curated record.
AUGAAAGCGUUUCUCCUCCUUUUGGCCAUAGUUUUUUCUUUUCUAGGAUUUUCCCGAAGUGAGCAUAAUAAAAAUGGCUUGGCCGGCGGUAACUCAGAACAGAAGUGCCAAAUGAUUGGUAACGCCAAGGAGCUAAUGACCAAGAUAGAUGUAGAGCCAGUGAAGAGUCAAUACAUAACCUAUAUUUACCACAGCUCGAUAUGUUCCUACUGUACAAAAGUUAUGAAUUCUAUAAAGGAUAAUGAAAAUGUAGAAAUUAUUGACUUUCAUGAGGAUAGCAAUGUGGAAGAGUUAGUGCAGACGAAGAAGCCAAUUGUGGUCUUAAUGAAGAAUAUUAACAAGGGAAGAUCCAUUGAUAGAAGCAUUUUUUUCGCAGAACUGAAUAAGAAAGGAGGAAAAAUUCAAGUACCAGCUCUCGAAGUACAAGAUUUUAUUUUGUACGAAUCGGAUGAAAUUAUUAAAUUUUACAAACAUUUGAUACAAAAAGUUUCAGGAGGUGAUGAUGAUUCUGAGCAGUCACAGGAGUGA